Molecule: messenger RNA, 2313 nt
Organism: Drechmeria coniospora
Lineage: Eukaryota; Fungi; Ascomycota; Sordariomycetes; Hypocreales; Ophiocordycipitaceae
Exons: 3
Coding region: 1-2313 (770 amino acids)
Source: RefSeq, a predicted model, not a curated record
AUGAAGGGCUAUCCCGACGAAGAGAUGAUCGAGGUCGGCUCCUUUCAGCGUCGAAACCAGCCGGCGGCCGACGACAGCUCCCAACCCUAUCCCCGGCCCGUCCGGCAAAACACUCGAUUCCACCGCCCGCUCUCGUACUCGAGCGCCCCCUCGGACGACGUCGUCGCCCCGGGCUGGCCGCCCACCUCCUCCGGCCCCUCCGACUCCCAGACGCUCGUCGACGGUCAGGACUCGACGGCGAGCCUGCGCUCCUCGUGGCGGACCGACCAGCUCACCGCCGCCGACUGGUCGCCCGCGCCGCAGCCUCAGUUUGCCAUGCACUCGGGCCCCUCGACGCCAAUGAAUCAGAGCAACACGAGCCUCGCCGCCCUCCUCCCCCACGCCGGCGGCCGCCACCAGCACGCGGCGAGCAAGGACUGGAGCGAGACGAGCCAGUCGUCGAUCCAGGUGCUGCACGAGCGCGACGACGCCGACACGUGGGGGGGCUGGAAGCGUCGUCUCUUCAAGGUCACGCCCUUCCUGACCUUUGUCAACAUGUGCCUCUACUUCACCUACCUCGCCCUGCGCGUCGCCUGCAUCGUCUGGGCCCAGCAGUCGGAAAACACAAUCUACGGCGCCGCCUGGGUCUUCAUCGCCGUCGAGGUCACCACGGCCCUGCCCGCCAUGAUCCACAGCGGCUGGACCAUGUGGUCGCUCAAGAGGCGUCAUCGCCGCAAGCUCCGCCUCGCUGGCACCGACGUGCCCACUGUCGACGUCUUCGUCACCUGCUGCGGCGAGGACGACGACGUCGUCCUCGACACCGUCCGCGCCGCCUGCGACCUCGACUACCCGCCCGACCGCUACCGCGUCAUCAUCCUCGACGACGGCCGCUCCGCCUCGCUCGAGUCCUGGUGCUCCCGCCUCAGCAUGACCUUUCCCAACCUCUUCUACAUGUCGCGCGAGAAGAUCCCCGGCAAGCCGCACUACUUCAAGGCCGGCAACCUCAACUUUGGCCUCGAGCAGACGCACCUGCUGCCCGGCGGCGCCGGCCAGUUCAUGGCCGCCCUCGACGCCGACAUGAUUCCCGAGCGAGAUUGGCUCCGCGCCGUGCUCCCGCACCUCGUCAUCGACCCCAAGAUGGCCCUCUCCUGCCCGCCCCAGCUCUUCUACAACACGCCGCCGUCGGACCCCCUCGCCCAGAGCCUCGGCAUCUUCGUCCACGUCAUCGAGCCCAUCAAGGACUCGCUCGGCGUCGCCUGGUGCACCGGCUCCGGCUACGCCGUCCGCCGCGACGCCCUCGACGAGAUCGGCAACUUCCCCCUCGGCUCCCUCGCCGAGGACGUCGCCACCUCGACCCUGCUGCUCGGCAAGGGCUGGAAGACGGCCUACGUGCACGAGCCGCUGCAGUUCGGCACCAUCCCCGAGGACUUUGGCAGCCACCUCAAGCAGCGCACGCGCUGGGCCAUCGGCACCGUCGACACCGCCUUCAAGCUGCGCUUCUGCCUCUGGGGCGAAAAGGUGCGCCGCCUGACCUUUGCCCAGCGCUUCUCCGGCUUCAUCUACGCCACCCUGAGCCUCUACUCGAUUCUCGUCUCCAUCUCCAUCUUCGCCAUCCCCGUCAUCAUCCUCAUGGGCAAGCGCCUCGUCGCCUACGCCACCGACGAGCAGCUGCGCUGGCUCAUCCGCGUCUGCUUCGCCUCCUUCAUCUCCAACCGCCUCUGCGAGUUCGUCCUCUUCAUCCCCGGCGGCUACCACAGCGGCCAGCGCGACGCCCGCUACCAGCUCUGGAUGUCGCCCUACAUCGCCCUCAGCCUCGUCCGCUCCUUCGUCCUGCCCAAGUGGCUCGGCGGCCAGCAGCAGGCCUUCAAGCCGACGGGCUCCCAGGCCUCGGCCCUCAACGAGCGCGACCCGCUGCUCAAGAAGUCGAUGCCGCGCCGCCUCUGGGCCAUCCUCGUCCACUACAUGGCCCUCUUCCACUUUGCCUUUGUCUACAUGACGCUCGUCGCCGUCGCCAUGACGUCGUACCGCUGCUUCGUCCUCGGCGAGUCGACGCAGGACAUCCUCCUGUGCCUCCUGACCCACGCCUUCUGGCCGCCCCUGACCUUUCUCUUCCUCUGCACCUCGCUCUGGACCCCCGUGUCGUACGCCAUCGACCCGCCCAUGAUGCCCGAGCGCGAGCAGCUGCUCGAGCGCGACCCCAAGACCAUGGUGGCACACCCGACCGAGAAGAGCAAGGAGAUUGCCUUUGGCGGCCAGGCCGCCUGGUUCGAGAUGGAGAUGACGCUCAUGACGCUCUACACGACGCUCGUCUUUGUCGCCUCCUUCAUAUACUAG